Messenger RNA from Cryptococcus deneoformans JEC21, 1628 nucleotides. Its product is annotated as expressed protein. The transcript has 5 exons. The coding region runs from base 116 to 1483 and encodes 455 amino acids. NCBI's taxonomy places the organism in Eukaryota, Fungi, Basidiomycota, Tremellomycetes, Tremellales, Cryptococcaceae. The record is from RefSeq and is a predicted model, not a curated record.
CCAGGAUACUUGUCUAUUAAUUCGCUCCUUAUAAAUCAAGACACCACCACUCUUUGUGCCAGCCACAUUUUCAUGUUUACCCUUAACAACGCCAGCCGCAACCAAACAUCAAUCCAUGCCAGAAUCUAGACAAGUCAUAGCACCUUCACCUCUCUUCAUUCUCCCCUCCUACUCUUCUAUGGGCAGCCCUUCAAAAUGUCUGCUCCAGCCGCCUAUAACACCAAUCCCUGUCCUACCUCAAACGCAAACCGACCCCGCUGUGCCUUUCCGUUCAAGUGUCGACCGACUGAAUUCGGCCACACCAUUAUUACCAAAAAAAGAGGGAUCAUUUUUUCACGACCUCCGGAGAGGACAUUGGCAUUUCCCCUGGCGGCGCCAUCGAUCGGUCAAGUGUUCAACCCAUUAUAAUGGACAUGCGAGAUUACAGGGCUGUGUCUGGUUACUGUGGAAACUUAUGUUGGCGGUGCUGAUAGGGAUCUUUCUGUAUUGGUGGGGUUGGCAAGAUGCGAGAGAUCAGAGAUUAACUCUGUUUAAUCAAUUAGAACAACUGCCGAUCUCAAUAAAUACUACCAUUUCAACAAAAGGCGUGACAAAGAUAUGGGCGAAUAGCCAUAAUGAUGAAAUGCAAGGGAAAGGCGCUUUGACCCUCGCUCUCAAACAAGGUUUUGGAUAUAUCGAAAUCGACACCCAUCUUGAUGCAAGUUCAUUGAGGAACUCAUCUCUGACACUUCUUACUGGCCAUGACAUUUCGGAUCUCAAUUCUAAUCGCACAGUCAAAGAUCUUUAUCUUGACCCAUUGUUGGCCAUUCUGGACGCGCAUAACCAAGGUUGGACACCUGGAGGCGAGAAAAAUUGGACGGGUGUAUACGAAGAUGAUCCUCGGGAAGAAGUAACCUUGUUCUUCGAUAUAAAAUCGGACGGGGACGCAACAUGGCCGUACCUCGAAGCCGCUCUCGAACCAUUCCUCUCCAAAGGCUACCUCACCACCUACAACACGACCUCCAACACUCUUACUCCUGGGCCACUGACCGUCGUUGGCACGGGUAACACUCCUUUACAUCGAGUCUACUAUUCCUCCUUGCGCUACAUCUUUUACGAUGCUCCCCUGUUAGAGCUGUACCAGCCGUACACCUUGCCUGCAAGCCAAUACGGACCUGAAACGACGAUCUACUGGCACCCAACCAUCUCGCCUAUCGCUUCCGCCAAAUUCCCACUUCAGUCCUACCUCGCCCUCGGUCCAGGAUCGAGGGGAGGGGGUAUCAACCCGUUUAGCUGUAAUUUGAAACUGACAUCGGCGAUCGCAAAGCAGAUGGGGAUCCAGUCAAGAUGGUGGGGGGUACUGCAUAAGCCGGGAUGGGCAAGGAGGAUAUUAUGGGAGAUGGUAUGGGAGAGUGGGGCAGGGGUUAUGAAUGCCGAUGAAUUGGAGGAUAUGGGGAAUUGGUUGAGGGCACAUGAGGGGAAGGAGAGGAGUUUGAAGUGUUGAAAUUGCUUCAGCUUCAUAGAAGCUAUCUACUGUUUCCAUAGUACUUAUUAGAGAUUAUAAUUGAUUACUAAACGAGAUACAUAGAUGUGUAACCUAAUAGUAUACACAGUGUACAGUAUACAAUAAUGCAUGUUGUUAGAUCCGG